GUGCGAUAUAUAUACGUAGAAAACUUUUCUCACUAUUCAGUUUAAUUUGAGAAAGCAAAGAAAAAAGAUUAAAAAGAAAUUUAGAAUAAAGUGAAUAAAGUGUGAAAAUUUUUUUAUAUUAAAAGAAUUUUAUAGAACAUUCUACUCAAAACCUGUUAAUAAAUCAUAAGGAUAUUAAUUAAAAAUAAUAGUAAAAUAGCAAAUUUAAAAUGAAGUUACACAUAUUACUAGCAGUGGUGGCUUUUGUUGGCCUCUCCUUAGGAGAAGAAAAAUCAGAAAAAGACAAAGAUUUAGGAACAGUUAUUGGAAUUGAUUUAGGUACAACGUAUUCAUGUGUUGGCGUUUAUAAAAAUGGCCGCGUUGAAAUUAUCGCAAAUGACCAAGGUAAUCGUAUUACUCCAUCCUAUGUUGCAUUUACUGCCGAAGGUGAACGUUUGAUUGGUGAUGCAGCUAAAAAUCAGUUGACUACAAAUCCAGAAAAUACAGUUUUUGAUGCUAAACGUUUAAUUGGGCGUGAAUGGUCUGAUUCAACUGUUCAACAUGAUAUCAAAUUCUUCCCAUUCAAAGUUAUUGAAAAAAAUUCCAAACCACAUAUUAAAGUGGCUACUUCCCAAGGAGAAAAGAUAUUUGCUCCAGAAGAAAUUUCCGCUAUGGUACUAGGGAAAAUGAAAGAAACAGCUGAAGCUUAUUUGGGUAAGAAAGUUACAAAUGCUGUAGUUACCGUACCUGCUUACUUCAACGAUGCUCAACGUCAAGCUACUAAAGAUGCUGGUGCCAUCGCUGGCUUGAAUGUUAUGAGAAUUAUUAAUGAACCAACUGCCGCUGCUAUUGCUUAUGGUUUAGACAAAAAAGAUUCAGAAAAAAAUGUUUUAGUAUUUGAUUUGGGUGGUGGUACUUUUGAUGUAUCAUUGUUAACUAUUGAUAAUGGUGUAUUUGAAGUAGUUGCAACAAAUGGUGAUACUCAUUUGGGUGGUGAAGAUUUUGAUCAACGUGUCAUGGAUCAUUUUAUUAAAUUAUACAAAAAGAAGAAAGGUAAAGAUAUCCGUAAAGAUAACAGAGCCGUUCAAAAAUUAAGACGUGAAGUAGAAAAAGCAAAACGUGCUUUAUCAGCAAGUCAUCAAGUCAGAAUUGAAAUUGAAUCAUUCUUUGAAGGAGAUGAUUUCUCUGAAACUUUAACUCGUGCCAAAUUUGAAGAAUUAAAUAUGGAUUUGUUCCGCUCAACAUUAAAACCCGUACAGAAAGUUCUAGAAGAUGCUGAUAUGAGCAAAAAAGAUGUACAUGAAAUUGUUUUGGUUGGUGGAUCAACAAGAAUUCCAAAAGUACAACAGUUAGUUAAAGAUUUCUUCGGAGGCAAAGAACCAUCACGUGGUAUCAAUCCUGAUGAAGCUGUUGCUUAUGGCGCUGCAGUACAAGCUGGUGUAUUAUCUGGUGAAGAAAACACAGAAGCUAUUGUAUUAUUGGAUGUGAAUCCUUUGACUAUGGGUAUCGAAACUGUUGGUGGAGUUAUGACAAAAUUAAUCCCAAGAAAUACUGUUAUUCCAACAAAGAAAUCACAAAUUUUCUCUACUGCCUCUGAUAAUCAACAUACUGUUACAAUUCAAGUUUACGAAGGUGAACGUCCAAUGACUAAAGAUAAUCAUUUAUUAGGUAAAUUUGAUUUAACUGGCAUUCCACCAGCACCACGUGGCAUUCCACAAAUUGAAGUUUCAUUCGAAAUUGAUGCUAAUGGUAUUUUGCAAGUAUCAGCUGAAGAUAAAGGUACAGGUAAUAAAGAAAAAAUUGUGAUUACAAAUGAUCAAAAUAGAUUAACACCAGAAGAUAUUGAUCGUAUGAUUAGAGAUGCAGAGAAAUUUGCUGAUGAAGACAAAAAAUUAAAAGAACGUGUUGAAAGCCGUAAUGAAUUGGAAAGUUAUGCUUACAGCUUGAAAAAUCAAAUUGGUGAUAAGGAAAAAUUAGGAGCUAAAUUAUCAGAUGCUGAAAAAACUAAAAUGGAAGAAGCAAUUGAUGAAAAAAUUAAAUGGUUAGAUGAUAAUCAAGAUGCUGAUCCAUCAGAAUAUCAAAAACAAAAGAAAGAAUUAGAGAGUAUUGUACAACCAAUUAUAACUAAAUUAUAUCAAAGUACUGGAGGUGCACCACCACCAACUGGAGGUGAAGAUGAAGAAGAUCUUAAAGAUGAACUGUAAAAAAAUAGAAAUGCAAUUUUCAUUUAAGAAAAAAAAAAAGAGCAAGAAAAAUAGGACUGCAUUAAUCUUUGAUUAAUAUUAGCAUUUAAAUUAACUAAAUUUAAAAAAAUCGUUUUAAUGUAAAAUAUUAGGCUUUUUUUUCAGUUAAGCUAUUUAUUCAAGAUAAUUUUUUGUUUUAAUUAAUUUUUUUUUUUUGUUUAAUUAACUAAGUUUUGUAAUUUUUAAAACUAUCAUACUUAGAAUGACUCACAAAGUAGAGUUAAUUUAUAAUUCAAAUUUAGCUUCAUUUACAUUUCAUCUAAAAGAAAAUUGUCUUUAUUUGAUAUACUUAUUAAAUUUUGAACUUAAAUUUCUAAAAAUUAUUACAAAAAAAAAACAAAUCUUUAUGAAUUAAAAAAGUUAAAUUUCAUAUUAAUUAGUAAAUCAUAUUAAACAAUUUUAGUAUUAAUUCUGUUUUGGAUCAUUGACUAUUAAAAUGCGGGUGAUUUAAUUAAAACUUAAUUAUAAAUUUUUAUUGCAAAAUGGAAAACAAAGAAAGCGAAAAAAAAUAUUAAAUAGUUUUUAUUAAAUUCAAAACAGAAUUAUUAAAAUUUCAAUUUAAAACUUUAUGUAAUAUCCUAACUAGAAUUUUUCCUCUAAUUAGUUUACUUGCGUUUAUGACUGAUAUGUGGAAUCAAAAAAUUGUAUGAAUGUAGAACUAACUUUUUUUUUAAAUUAAAAAAUUAAACAAAAUUUUCUUUUAAAUUAGAGAAAUUUAAAUGUUCUCAAAAAUUAUUUUAUAAGUAUCGAAUAUUAUUAAGUAUGUAAUUAUUGAAUAAUAUUUGAGAUUAAAUUUAAUUUAAAAAAAUUAUUGUUUUGUGAAUGAUUAUGAAUGUGUGGAAUUAUUGUGAAUAAUU
This is a messenger RNA of Condylostylus longicornis, 3079 nucleotides long. RefSeq names its product endoplasmic reticulum chaperone BiP (gene Hsc70-3). Bases 210 to 2183 code for a protein of 657 amino acids. Gene Ontology annotation, biological process: protein refolding; cellular response to unfolded protein; endoplasmic reticulum unfolded protein response. The transcript has a single exon. Gene Ontology annotation, molecular function: ATP binding; heat shock protein binding; ATP hydrolysis activity. Gene Ontology annotation, cellular component: endoplasmic reticulum chaperone complex; endoplasmic reticulum lumen; membrane. The record is from RefSeq and is a predicted model, not a curated record. Lineage: Eukaryota; Metazoa; Arthropoda; Insecta; Diptera; Dolichopodidae.